Symbiodinium sp. CCMP2592 is the source of this 882-nucleotide messenger RNA. The record is from the annotation of a GenBank genome assembly. NCBI's taxonomy places the organism in Eukaryota, Dinophyceae, Suessiales, Symbiodiniaceae.
AUGGCCCCCAAAAGAUCGUGCAUUCCGAAGUAUGACAAGGAGGGCCUGAAGAAGUCGUUGUCAGAGUACGUCAAAGCGAAAGGCACGAAAGAUGCCUUCGUUUUGGGGCCAUACGAGAAACUGGCCCGAUCGAAAGCAGCCAAUGGUCUAGGCUUGUUGCAGCUCUCCAUGCUGAUCAGUGUCUUCUUGGACCAUGUCCCGGCAGCAGAGCUGCACAUCAGCUUCUUGAAAGACGUGAUGCUGGGGCUGGUUUCGAGCUACCCCGCUUUGAGUGGAUCCCUGUCGCCUGGCCUUUGGGCUAACUGGAUGGUUGAGCGGGUCCUGACUUUGCUGAAUCAUGUUCGUCGCCUCAGCUGUUCUGCAGUUCGCCUCCAAGAAGCUUGUAGUAAACUGGCCCGCGAGCAGCGAGAGGAGCUCACAGCCCUUGUUGCAAGGGUGACGAAAACCUCGAGGCCUGGCAGCCAAAGCAUGGGCUCCAAGCCCAAGCCAGAGCCUGCCUCUUCUUCGCUCAGUCCUGCCAAAAGGUGUCUCAAACCGCAGCCUAGUGCCGAGAGUGCCUUGUCAGUGGACAGUUCUGGCUUCCCUCGUCUCUUUGCCCAGGACGCCAAGGAGAUGGAUGAGCAAAGCAUGGCUGAGCAGAGCCUUGGAAUUGAUCAGCCGGAGGUGAAGACACCCAUGAAGAAGAAAGCCACGAAGCCCAUGAAAAGCAUCGCAAAACCCAUGAAAACCAACGCCGGUCCAAAGAAAAAGCGAAAGAACUUUGCCUUCAAGAAGCCAGCUUCCUACUACAAGUCCUUGUCGAAAGAGCAGCGAGCCAAGCUCAGACCUGGAGGCUGUUCCAAGUGUAGAUGGAGUAUCUGCACACCGAGUUGCUUCGUGUAG